CCAUGAGGACCCUCGCCCUCCUCGCUGCCCUUCUCCUGCUGGCCCUCCAGGCUCAGGCUGAGCCUAUCCGAGGAAAUGCUGAGGAGGCCAAAGACAAGGACCAGACAGGGGAUGAGGACCAGGAAAUGUCCAUCUCCUUUGGAGCGGGUCCGGACAUGGCUCUUCAGCAAGCAGUCCUAAGGAAGAACGCGGUCUGCCGCUGCAAAAAAGGGUCCUGUGGUAGAGGGGAACACCACCAAGGGGCCUGCCUCCGCCCCGGGAAGCGCCACAUUCUCUGCUGCCACUGAGCACCGAGAACAGAGGGAUGCAAGUUCCUAAUUUGCUGAGAGACCUAGGAGGAAACUGUAAUGCCAAGCCUCCUCCUCUGUUUUCUUUACUUGCCCCAA
This is a messenger RNA of Sciurus carolinensis (gray squirrel), 386 nucleotides long. RefSeq names its product alpha-defensin 13-like. The transcript has 2 exons. Gene Ontology annotation, cellular component: extracellular region; extracellular matrix. The coding region runs from base 3 to 287 and encodes 94 amino acids. Gene Ontology annotation, biological process: antimicrobial humoral immune response mediated by antimicrobial peptide; disruption of plasma membrane integrity in another organism; defense response to Gram-positive bacterium. The record is from RefSeq and is a predicted model, not a curated record. NCBI's taxonomy places the organism in Eukaryota, Metazoa, Chordata, Mammalia, Rodentia, Sciuridae.